AAUAAUCAAUAUUGCUGUCUCCUGUGCUGCAUCUUCUCUCUCUAACCAAACCCACACACAGACACACACACUAUAUUUGUUGCCAUAAUUGUAUCACGUAACUUUACACCUUCAUUUCCCCCAUUGCUAUAAUUACUGCCAAUUAAAUUCAAGAACUCAUCUUUUGAAGGGCUCUUCAGCUUGAAGCUGCCGCGAGCAAACACUACCCACGAUUUCGGGUCCCUUUUUGCAGAGGAAUCUCGAUUUUCCAGCUCGAAUUGAAGCAGGGGGUUGAUGGAGCCGGAGAACUGGGAUUCCAAGUCCAGAAUGGAGGAUUAUGAAGUCAUCGAGCAGAUUGGAAGAGGUGCUUUUGGAGCUGCCUUUCUUGUGCUCCACAAGACCGAGAAGACGAAGUAUGUGCUAAAGAAGAUUCGAAUUUCGAAGCAGACUGAGAAGUUCAAGCGCACGGCUCACCAAGAGAUGAACUUAAUCUCAAAAUUACAACAUCCAUAUAUUGUGGAAUAUAAGGAUGCUUGGGUGGAAAAGGGAAGUUACAUUUGCAUUCUGACCAACUACUGUGAAGGUGGAGACAUGUAUGGGAUCAUAAGGAGGGCAAGAGGAUCAUAUUUCUCUGAGGAGAAAAUAUGCAAGUGGCUUACCCAACUUUUGUUGGCUAUCGACUACCUGCAUUCCAAUCGAGUCCUUCAUAGGGAUCUCAAGCUGUCAAACAUAUUUCUGACAAAGGAAAAUGAUAUCCGUGUUGGUGACUUUGGGCUAGCAAAACUUCUCAACGAGGAGGAAGGCCUUGCUUCUUCGGUUGUUGGAACGCCGAAUUAUAUGUGCCCAGAGCUUCUUGCAGACAUCCCAUAUGGCUAUAAAUCAGACAUAUGGUCACUAGGUUGUUGUAUGUUUGAGAUUGCUGCACACCACCAAGCAUUCAAAGCUACAGAUAUGGCUGGACUUAUAAACAAGAUAAACAGAUCUUUGAUCUCUCCACUUCCCAUUAUCUACUCUUCCACUCUAAAGCAGAUCAUCAAGAGCAUGCUGAGGAAGAGCCCGGAGCAUCGGCCAACGGCUGCGGAGCUGCUUAGACACCCGCAUUUGCAGCCCUUCCUCCUCCGCUGUCACAAUCCGUCAACAGUGUUUCUUCCAGUGAAGUCCCCGUCUCCAAGCAAGAUCAAUGAGAAAACGGCGAAAUCCUCGCCUAGAAGCUCGUCCGGUUCUAGGAAAGAGCCUAGGGGGAGAGAGUUGAAGAUGAAACAAAGGGAGCUGCUCCCAUUGUUCGAUGAGAAUGCAGAUAUGCCUUAUCCGAAACUAUCAGAUGGUGACGAGUUGGUGGAAUACAAACUCGAGACAAAGAGAGUCGACCCCACGAGCUAUUCAGGGAAGAUCUCCCACGACAGUGAAGACUCCAAGAGCGGAGAUGCGAGCUGUGAGACCACAGCUUGCAACGGAGAUGAUCUGGAAAUGCCACCAAACGAAGCUCGUUCACACGAGCAAGACACGCAUUCCCCCAGCUGUGCUGCUCAACAGGUUGGCGAAGCUCGUGAAAGUGUAAAGACAGAAGCAGACACAAAUGCAGACGACGCUGCAGUCAAGAUAUGCAGCGAAACAGCUGAAUCCAACACGGUUUCCUUUAGUCAUGAAGGCGUCACGCCAUCAACUGAAGAAGCUGUGGUCUCCAACGUCGUUGAUGAGACCAAGGCGGAGCCCUCAAGCGAAACGAAGGAAGAUGAGAAUGAAGGCACACAGCACGUAGUAGGGAAAGCAUCACCGGGCGAUGAUGCAGCUGAAGUAGUAGAGGAAGGUAAGGGCGAUCCCGAGGCAGCUGUGCCACGACGAGCCGAUGCCUUGGAGUCGUUGCUUGAGCUGUGCGCACGUCUGCUCAAACAAGAUAAGUUCGAUGAGCUAUCGGGCGUGCUCAAGCCGUUCGGGGAAGACAUGGUGUCUUCCAGAGAAACAGCAAUCUGGCUUACAAAGAGCCUAAUGAAUGCACAGAAUUUGCCAAAGGAGUCUUGAUUGUUCAAGCGUUAGGGACAUGAUCAAGAACUUGAGACUUCUGAUUAUUUAGAAGAAGUGUGUGUGUGUGUGUGUGUGUGUUUUUCUGGGCUUGAAUGUGUAAUUACUUUGCCUGAAAGAUUGGUGUUGUUUUUUUAUCAGGAAACAUGUGCUACUUUUUUUUA
Messenger RNA from Salvia hispanica, 2162 nucleotides. Its product is annotated as serine/threonine-protein kinase Nek6-like. Gene Ontology annotation, biological process: microtubule-based process; protein phosphorylation. NCBI's taxonomy places the organism in Eukaryota, Viridiplantae, Streptophyta, Magnoliopsida, Lamiales, Lamiaceae. Gene Ontology annotation, cellular component: cortical microtubule. The record is from RefSeq and is a predicted model, not a curated record. Gene Ontology annotation, molecular function: protein serine/threonine kinase activity; ATP binding.